Messenger RNA from Thelazia callipaeda (thelaziosis nematode), 842 nucleotides. NCBI's taxonomy places the organism in Eukaryota, Metazoa, Nematoda, Chromadorea, Rhabditida, Thelaziidae. The record is from the annotation of a GenBank genome assembly.
AUGGAGGCCAUACACAAAAAGUUAAUAAUUGAAUGGAACAAGGAACCGAAAGUUUUGGCAGCCAUGGACAAGUUGCUUAAAGAAAUUAAGUCGAGUUCGCAAAAGGUACCAGCUUAUAAAUCUAUGGUAUUCCAGGAAAUGAUGAACAAACCUGAAAUGUUGGAAGGAUUGAAUAGUGCUGCAUUGCAUACAAUACAUCGUGAUGUUUACGAAAUUGAUGCUCUUUUUGCGGUUGUUCAGUCCGAUCUCAUUGCUUUUCGAGAAGCCAUUGGUGUUGUUAUGAGCUUUUACGACUGUUAUAGAUUGCAUGAGGAUUCUCCAAAUAAAUAUCUGAUGAUCGGUUUGAACUUGAUGUACUUACUAGCUACAAAUCAGCAUGCACAGUUUCACAUGUUAUUGGAGCAAAUUGAUCAAAAUAUCCAGCAAAAUAAUCCAUACAUCUCAACACCGGUCAAGUUAGAACAGUCGCUUAUGGAAGGUGUUUAUAACAAGGUUAUUCUUACCGAAAAGAACAUUCCUAGUCCAUAUUAUGCUCUUUUUAUUCGCAUGUCAAUGGAUGCUGUGCGAAAUGAAAUAGCAUCAUGUAUCGAGUGCUCUUUUACUAAGGUUUCACAAAAGGAUGCGGCACAGUUGCUUUUGUUCAAUACUGUUAACGAAGUUAUCCCUUUCGCAAACAAUCGCUCUUGGAAAAGCUCAGGCAACACAUAUGUAUUCGAACAGGCAUUGACGGCCCAUUCUAAAGGAACAGCUGGAUACAAAAAGAAUCGUGAAGCAAACUAUUUUCUAUGCAAAACAGCUCGAAAUGAUCGUGUGAAAAAAAGAAGAAUUCCAAGUUUUUAGAU